UCUUGCGGCAUUAUGGAAAGAGGCGUGGUAUUGCGACUGUUUAUAUUUAUUUAUUAUUGACCAGACCGAUAUCGAAACUUAUUUUAAAUAAUGUAAAUUUGAUCAAUAUCGUUAUAUAUUAUUGAAAUACGAGCACGUUUAUUAUUUUUCAAUCAAUACUCUUAUAUAUUAUUGAAAGGUUUUUAUCGCAAAAAUAUAUAUAUUGAAUUGUGUGAGUUAUUGAAAUGAAUACUGUUUUUCAAAAAUGGGGAAAUAAGUUUUUAGUAACGAAAGUACAGCAUUUGUUAAGACGAUCAGUUGAUUUUAAACUCUAUAGAUCCUCAAAACGCCGAAUCGCUUAUGAUUCUAAUGAUUGUAAGAAGUUGAUUUUCAAUCCAAGAAUUUUUAAAUUUUCUCCUCUAUGUUUGCAUCAGCGCGAUGUAGAGAUUAUCCGUUUAUUUAGCCUAUCGACAAAUAGGUGCUGGCAGUGUAAUGCAGUUGUUGCUGAGCGUGACUUAGUAUGUAUGGCGUGUGAAACUGUUCAAGAACCCAAACAGCUGAACCAUUUCGAAAUAUUUAAAGAAAUUCCUCAAUUUGAUGUAGAUGUUAGAAAUCUGAGUAUUAAAUUUCGAAGAUUGCAAACGCUUCUUCAUCCCGAUAAGUUUGCUACUAGAUCAGAUAAAGAAAAGAAGUAUUCAGCAGAACAGUCAGCUUUAGUCAACAAGGCAUACCAAACAUUGCUCCGUCCAAUUGAUAGAGGCCUCUAUUUGCUUGAACUCCAUCGUAAGCCUUUAGUUGAAGAUGAAAUUCAAUUGCCUUCCGAAUUUCUAGCCAAUGUUAUGGAAGUUAAUGAAGACAUUGAGGACUGUAAAGCAGCUAACACUUUAGAAUCUAUACGUCAUGUAAAUGAUGCUAAGUUACAAUUGCUUUUUUCUGAUGUUUCUUUAGCAUUUAAAGAGAAAAAUAUUGACAAAGCUAGGGAAUCUUUAUGCAAAUUGAAUUAUUUUAUAAAUAUAGAUGAUAAAAUACGAAAAAAGGAAGAAGAACUUGGAGUGAGUAGAGAUGAUUAAUUCUUCCUAGACUUAUCAUUUAAUGUUAGAAAUAUAUACAACUACUUAAAUUGUGAGAAAUAAAAUUAAUGCUUUCCAAACAAGUUCUUCGAAAAUGGCAUGCUAAGAUUAUAUAUUAACGACUUUCAAAGGUUAAUGUAGAAUGAUAUAAUGUAAUUCAUUCAUUAUAUUAAAUCUUUCUGCAAAUGUGCUUAUAUUGUAAGUCUGUAAUAAAUUUAAAAUCUCUA
Molecule: messenger RNA, 1276 nt
Organism: Parasteatoda tepidariorum (common house spider)
Lineage: Eukaryota; Metazoa; Arthropoda; Arachnida; Araneae; Theridiidae
Gene: Hsc20
Product: iron-sulfur cluster co-chaperone protein HscB-like protein, mitochondrial
Biological process (GO): [2Fe-2S] cluster assembly; protein complex oligomerization
Cellular component (GO): mitochondrion
Molecular function (GO): ATPase activator activity; protein-folding chaperone binding
Source: RefSeq, a predicted model, not a curated record